This is a messenger RNA of Carassius gibelio (silver crucian carp), 1491 nucleotides long. RefSeq lists its product as uncharacterized. Lineage: Eukaryota; Metazoa; Chordata; Actinopteri; Cypriniformes; Cyprinidae. The coding region runs from base 434 to 1309 and encodes 291 amino acids. Gene Ontology annotation, cellular component: membrane. The transcript has 4 exons. The record is from RefSeq and is a predicted model, not a curated record.
AAGAAGAGAGUCUCUGGAACGAAUCAAACACCAUACUCUCCUCAAUGACGUAGGUUUAGAGCCAAAACAGAGCAGCUUGUGUUGCAGACACAGAUCAGUGAUCUCAGACAGCAGUCUGCCUUGACCCUUGCCAUCGUUAUAACGGAUUGAGUCGUACAGUACAGCGCAUAAGCAACCGUGCAAAUAUCGAAUAACGCGUCUCUGUCACCUACUUCUCACCUGUCUCCAACCCCACCUGUAAUUAUCGCGAGAUCUCACUGACGGGGUUCGGUCAAAGUCUCGUGUCAGCGGAGAAAGUGACGUUUUGAUCUGGAAAACCAAAACAAAUGUGAUCGACACCCUUUAAGCAGGGUCCCUGGUUCUGUAAAAUGUGAAAUCUUCUGGCAUGUAACGUUAAGCACAUAACACCAAAGCUUCUUUCCCUGAUGAAGCUAUGAGCCAGCCUUCCAGAAACCAUCGUCCGCAGAGAGAGAGAAACGGAGGACAGCAUAGUGAGAGGCGAGACCGAGAGCCCCGCAGCCGACGGGACAGUCCCAGUGACUGGUCAUCUGGCCAGCCCUCUUAUAACCCCAGAGGUUCUCAGAGACAUGUGAGGAGCGAUCCUCGAGAGGAGCGCCAGGAGUCAAAGUGCUCUCACAUCUGUUCCAGGAGAGGUAUUGUGUUGAUAUGUGCCGUGCUGACCAAUGCGCUGGUGCUCAUAUGCGUGGUGGCUGCUCACAUGUCACAGAUGGGCAUGUCUGCGAUGGGCAUGGGCGGAGGGAACUUCAUUGAUGCCAUGAUUCCUUUUGAGGGGGUGGAGCUGAAGCAGGUGCGUGAGCUUGACAUGCAGUUCGGACAGAUGAGAGCACCAGGAGUCUAUGGAGGUGUGGCCUUCUGCCUCACUUUUGGUGCACUUACACUCCUGUUUGUAGUGUCCAGCAGCAAACCCCCCCACAUGCUUCCAAGGAAGCUCCUGAUUGGACAGUUUGCCUUCCAGAUCAUUGGUGCAGUGGGUUACGUGGUUGCUGUAGGUUUGUACCUACACUUCGUGAUCUCCGUGAACUCAACGGAUGUGUGCACCCGGCGUGAACGACUGUAUGCUCGUAACGGAUAUACCUGGAUGAACUGUAGCGUAGGUGGGGGGGAUGCAGCUGUUGCACUGUUUGGAAUCAUAACUGCAAUUCUGUAUGCUGCCGGGACCUUUUUAACGGGACAAACAAUCCAGGAUGUCAGACGUUACUUGAAGGAGCGUGACCGCUAUGAAGCCGAACGCAGAGAACAACCCAGAAGUCCUCUGAAAACACCUGCUCAUGCUGACACUCACGUCUGAGUUGUGCAGCAAACUCGUAACCCUCUGGAAUGGAUGUAUAUAAACUGGCUUUCUUUAUUUUUUUAAACAAUUUUGACUGUGAGAAACCUGUUUUUAGAAUUUGUAUGCAUAUUAUAGUCUCAGGCUUUUUAAUUAUGACAUUUUUCAACUAAUAAACAGUGAAUAAAUAUUGUAUAAAGGUU